AUGGAAUGGUCACCAAUGAAACAAUUUGUUGAUGGCAAAACAUGGCUUGUACAAUCACGUCAAAUUCAACCAACACCACCAUUAUUUAAUGUUACACGAAAUGAUACUCAUUUACGAAUUGAUACUGAUUUUAUUACAUUAGAAUAUUUACGAAAUGCUACAACAACAUUCAGUCAACAUAAUAUACGUAUUACUAUUCGUGUUAAUAUUGAUAAAGGAGAAACAGUUAUUUGGAAUGCCAUACCAGGAGAAGAAUAUGAUGGAAAUCUUUUAGGUACGUUACGUACAUUAGAUGGAAAUCAUGAUUCAAAACUCGAAUUAGAUUGUCGGAAACAAUCACGCGAUGAUCUUCAUUGUACUUAUGGUGUUAUUUCUCGUCGUGGUUAUGCUCUUGUCGAUGAUACACAUCAACCACAACUUGAUAAUGAUACUCAAUGGCCAUGGAUUAUUAACAAACGAUAUCCAAUACCUGAUCCUACACUUUGUCAAGCAGUAACAGUUGGAGAACGUCGAAAUUGUGGACCAUCAAAUAAUACAGAUCAACAUGAAUGUGAACUUCGUGGAUGUUGUUUUCAAGCACCAUCAUCAUGUUUUUAUUCAUCACAAGCUCAACAAGAUUUGUAUUUAUUUGGACAUGGUCGAUCUUAUUCACAAGCUUUAUUUGAAUUUACACGUCUUGCUGGAUCAAUUCCACUUCCACCUCGUUAUAUCUUCGGAGUAUUUUUUAGUCGUUAUUGGGCUUAUGCUGAAUAUGAAGAAAGACAAAUUAUUACUGAAUAUAUUCAACAUGAUGUUCCAUUAGAUGUUCUUGUUACAGAUAUGGAUUGGCAUAUCACAUUUUAUAAAUUACUUUCAAAUGGUACAAGAGAUCAAGCAGGACAAAGUAUUGGUUGGACAGGAUUUACAUUUGAUGAACAUCUUUUUCCAAAUCAUCAAAAAUUUCUUCAAUGGUGCAAACAAUUGGGUUUAAGAAAUACUUUGAAUCUUCAUCCAGCAUCAGGUAUUCAACCAUGGGAAGAAAAGUAUAAAGAUAUGGCUGAAGCUAUGGGAAUUGAUCCUACAACAGGUCACUAUGUGCCAUUUAAUGUCACCGAUAGAAAUUAUACAUCAUCCUGGCUUAAUAUUGUUCUUCAUGCAUUUCAAGAAGCUGGUAUUGAUUUAUGGUGGUUAGAUUGGCAACAAGGUGAAGAAGGUUGGAUGAAUGAUAUUCCAUAUGCGAAUCCAACAUUUUGGUUAAAUCAUGUCUUUUUUACCGAUCCUUAUUUUGGAAAUAAUCGUCCGGCUCUUCUACAUCGUUGGGGUGGUCUUGGUAAUCAUCGUUAUCAAGUGGGCUUUUCUGGUGAUGUAGUACCAUCAUGGGAUACACUUUCAUUUCAACCACGAUUUACUGCUACUGCAGCUAAUGUUGGCUAUGGAUUUUGGAGUCAUGAUCUUGGUGGACAUACGGAAGAACCAGAUCCUGAAUUAUAUACUCGAUGGAUUCAAUGGGGAGCAUUUUCACCUAUGUUUAGAACACAUUGUACAAAAAAUUCAAAUAAUGAUCGACGAAUUUGGACAUUUCCUUGGAUCUAUCAAAAUAAUUUAGCUCAAUUUACUCGACUUCGUCAAACACUUAUACCAUAUAUUUAUACAGCUGCAAGACAUACUUAUGAUUCUGGUCUUUCAGUUGUUUUACCUCUUUAUUAUCUUUAUCCAGAACAUGAUGAAGCUUAUUCAUAUUCAAAUCAAUAUUUUUUUGGUUCAAAUAUUUUUGUUUCACCAAUUAGUCAACCAAUUGAUACAAAGACAGGUCUUGUAGAAAAUUGGCCUAUUUGGUUUCCACCUGAUUCUCAAUGGGUAAACUUCUUUACUGGUGAUCUUUCUUCUUCUUCUUCUUCUACGACAAACUCUUUUACUCUUGAUGAAAUGCCAGUCUAUGCACAAGCUGGUUCUAUUAUUCCACUUUUACCAGAACCAAGAUCAGGCCGAGAACGAAUUGGUCGAGCUCAACAAAUUCCACAAUCUCUUCUUUUAUAUACUCUUAUUGGUGGAUCAUUGAAAGGAAGUGGAUAUGUUUAUGAUGAUGAUGGAACAACAAGAGCAUAUCAAGAUUCUUCUCAUGCAACAAGUACUAUCACUUAUUUUGAAUAUACUGUUUCAGACAAUACAUUACAAUUCAGUGUAUCUGCAGCAACAAGUUCCUUUUCAAGUUUUCCAACAUCACGUACAUAUGAAAUCCAACUUCGAGGUAUUUUUUCUACGAAUAAUGUUCUUCUCAAUAAUGUUACAAUACCUUUUGAACCAUUCAAUGAAUUAAUUCAUGGUCAAGAUGGAACAACAAAUGGUUAUACUUAUGAUGGAUCAACACUUUCAAUAAUUAUCUAUAUUCGACAACCUAUGUCAACAUCACAAUCAUUUGAAAUUCAGAUUCAAUUAUUAGAAAGUAUAACUCAUCCAUAUCUUGUUCAAGUUCCAACAUCUUUUGUUGGUCUUCUUGCUUGA
This is a messenger RNA of Rotaria sordida, 2481 nucleotides long. Lineage: Eukaryota; Metazoa; Rotifera; Eurotatoria; Philodinida; Philodinidae. The record is from the annotation of a GenBank genome assembly.